GCUGUAAAACGCUUGGUUACCAUUUUGAGUAAAAUUUUGACACUUCCGCCGGCUGCAGCUGUCAAAAUUCUUUCUUUUCGUUGUUAUUACGACGGUAGUUUGGUCCCACACAACCAAUCAAAAUGAAAUUGAACAAGUUUGUGUCGUCGUCGCGCAGGAAGAACCGCAAGCGCCACUUCCAGGCCCCGUCACACAUCCGCCGUCGCCUGAUGUCCGCCCCUCUGUCCAAGGAGCUGCGUCAGAAGUACAACGUGCGCUCGAUGCCCAUUCGUCGUGACGAUGAGGUUCAGGUGAUCCGCGGCCACAACAAGGGCAGCCAGGUCGGCAAAGUUGUCCAGGCCUACCGCAAGAAGUUCGUCGUCUACAUUGAGAAGAUCCAGCGUGAGAAUGCGAACGGCACCAACGUCUACGUUGGCAUCCACCCCAGCAAAGUUUUGAUUGUUAAGCUGAAGCUGGAUAAGGAUCGCAAGGCCAUUCUGGAGCGUCGCAGCAAGGGACGUCUGGCUGCUCUGGGCAAGGACAAGGGCAAAUACACCGAAGAGACUGCCGCUCAGCCCAUGGAGACGGCGUAAAUGCUCCCUCCCAAGCACCUAACACCAACAACAACUGUUAUUUGUGUGCAGCAGCAGCAACAAAAACAACAACGACGUCGCUGUUUACAGUUUUUUACCGUAACGCUUAGUGUCAAUGAGAAUUGGAAGAUAUUGUGUGAAGUGAGAAAAUGCCGCAAUUCUUUUACAAUAAAGAAGAGUUGAAUUUUCCCAAAAUUUGUAAAUUACAAA
Drosophila mojavensis is the source of this 782-nucleotide messenger RNA. RefSeq names its product 60S ribosomal protein L26 (gene RpL26). Gene Ontology annotation, cellular component: ribosome; cytosolic large ribosomal subunit. Bases 123 to 572 code for a protein of 149 amino acids. The transcript is spliced from 2 exons. NCBI's taxonomy places the organism in Eukaryota, Metazoa, Arthropoda, Insecta, Diptera, Drosophilidae. Gene Ontology annotation, molecular function: structural constituent of ribosome; RNA binding. The record is from RefSeq and is a predicted model, not a curated record. Gene Ontology annotation, biological process: cytoplasmic translation; ribosomal large subunit biogenesis.